GGGGCGGCCCCGCAGGCCCGCUCAGUCGCUUGCCGAUCAGGCCGGGCCUCCUCCGCUUCCGCCUCCGCCCCCGCCCCCGCCCUCGCUCGCAGGCCUCGCCCCGACCCCGGGCCCGCGCCACAACCUCCGCACGCCGCUCCGCACCGCGCCCCGCACCGAGCUCCGCUCCGCGACCAUGUUUCGUAACCAGUAUGACAAUGAUGUCACCGUUUGGAGCCCUCAGGGGCGAAUUCAUCAAAUCGAAUAUGCCAUGGAAGCUGUAAAGCAAGGAUCAGCUACCGUAGGGCUGAAAUCGAAAACUCAUGCGGUUCUUGUUGCUUUAAAGAGAGCGCAGUCUGAACUGGCAGCUCACCAGAAAAAAAUUCUCCAUGUUGACAACCAUAUUGGCAUCUCGAUUGCUGGACUCACAGCUGAUGCUAGAUUGUUGUGCAAUUUUAUGCGCCAAGAGUGUCUGGAUUCCAGAUUUGUGUUCGACAGGCCACUUCCAGUGUCGCGUCUGGUGUCUCUCAUUGGAAGCAAAACCCAGAUACCGACGCAGCGUUAUGGCAGGAGGCCAUAUGGUGUUGGACUGCUCAUUGCUGGUUACGAUGACAUGGGCCCUCAUAUCUUCCAGACUUGUCCAUCUGCUAACUAUUUUGACUGUCGAGCCAUGUCCAUCGGAGCUCGUUCUCAAUCAGCUCGCACUUACUUGGAGAGACGGAUGUCGGAGUUUGCCGACUGCAAUCUGAAUGAGUUGGUCAAACACGGUCUGCGUGCUUUGAGAGAGACACUUCCUGCGGAACAGGAUCUCACAACCAAGAAUGUGUCCAUUGGAAUUGUUGGAAAGGACUUGGAGUUCACGAUCUACGAUGAUGAUGACGUGUCGCCCUUCCUGGAGGGUCUCGAAGAAAGGCCGCAGAGAAAAGUCCAGCCUGCUCAACCGAGUGACGAACCUGCCGAAAAGGCCGAAGAGCCGAUGGAGCAUUAAACGUGUCUGAAUGGUUUUAAGAACACACCUUAGCAAGACAGAGCAAAUGCAUGAGCACGAAAACACAUCUGCCGGUCUUCUGAUUAUUCUAGCCUUGGGGAUGAAAACAUUCUGAGGGGAUGAGCCCCGAAGUGGGAUGUUCCAGGCAACCAAAUCCAAAACAAGAGUCGACACGGUAAUUGGGUACAUUGUCUUUGAAAGGAAAGGUGUAAUCAUUUUCUAGGAAGUCUAGGGGGCACAGUGCUACCAUUUUUAUAUGAAGAUCAUUUUGUCUUUAUGAUUUUUAAAGGCAACUGUGGAAUAAAAUUAUUUCACCCGA
This is a messenger RNA of Ornithorhynchus anatinus (platypus), 1286 nucleotides long. RefSeq names its product proteasome 20S subunit alpha 1 (gene PSMA1). The record is from RefSeq and is a predicted model, not a curated record. Gene Ontology annotation, biological process: ubiquitin-dependent protein catabolic process. Gene Ontology annotation, cellular component: proteasome core complex, alpha-subunit complex; nucleus; proteasome core complex. The coding region runs from base 176 to 967 and encodes 263 amino acids. Lineage: Eukaryota; Metazoa; Chordata; Mammalia; Monotremata; Ornithorhynchidae. The transcript has 10 exons.